Messenger RNA from Sceloporus undulatus (fence lizard), 1830 nucleotides. RefSeq names its product E2F transcription factor 6 (gene E2F6). The record is from RefSeq and is a predicted model, not a curated record. The coding region runs from base 51 to 884 and encodes 277 amino acids. Gene Ontology annotation, biological process: regulation of transcription by RNA polymerase II. Gene Ontology annotation, molecular function: RNA polymerase II cis-regulatory region sequence-specific DNA binding; DNA-binding transcription factor activity, RNA polymerase II-specific; protein dimerization activity. Lineage: Eukaryota; Metazoa; Chordata; Lepidosauria; Squamata; Phrynosomatidae. Gene Ontology annotation, cellular component: RNA polymerase II transcription regulator complex. The transcript is spliced from 7 exons.
GACUCCUCCUCCUCCUCCUUCUGAGUCCUGGAGGAAGAGGGUGGGCUAAGAUGGCGGCUCCCGCUUUGGGAGAGGCCCUGCAGGAGGCGACGACACCAUCGUCCUCGCCUCCACGGCCGCCACAGCCGCCACAGCCGCCGCCUCCGCCUCCAGAUUUGCCUCAACCUCAAGUUAAAGAAGAAGAAGACGAUGAAGAUGAUGUACAAUUUAUAUGUAUUAAACAUAAACAAGUCGAUGAAGAUGCAGCCUUUGUGAAAGUUAGAAAAUCCAUGAAAAACAGAAAACCACGUUAUGAUGGAUCUCUUGUUCAGUUGACCAGGAGAUUCAUGGAUCUUGUCAAAGCUGCUCCAGAAGGUGUUCUUGAUUUGAAUGAGGUAUCCCGUCUGCUGGGGGUGCGGAAACGAAGAGUGUAUGACAUCACAAACGUAUUGGACGGGAUAUGUCUUAUUCAGAAAAGAUCAAAGAAUCUUAUCCAGUGGGUUGGAUCAGAUAUUAAGCAUAUCACGAAAAGAACACCAGAGCAACAGAGGUUAAAAGAUGAACUUUAUGAUUUAACAGCAAUGGAAGAAGCACUGGAUGAACUAAUAAAGGAUUGUGCUCAUCAGUUGUUUGAUUUAACAGAUGACAAAGAAAACUCAAGACUCGCUUAUGUGACCUAUCAAGAUAUCCGUAGCAUUCAGACAUUUCAGGAGCAGCUUAUUAUUGCCAUUAAGGCUCCUGAAGAAACCAGAAUGGAAGUACCAGCUCCUAAAAAAGACAGCAUAGAAGUGCGUAUAAAAAGUACAAAGGGACCCAUUGAUGUUUAUUUAUGUGAAGAGCCACUAGAUAAGCCGAAUACUGAUGCUUUGGAAAAUACAGAUAACCGUUCAUGCAUAAGUAAAUAGGCAAUAGCUGCAGAUGGAGUGAGCAACAUGAGAAACAAGCAGAGUUGUAUAGCUAAAGCACUUGAUUUCUGAACUUCAGCAUCAUGGACAUCACAGGAGUUACUUCACUACAGGCCUGCACAAAUGGAACAAGUGUUUGUUGUGCCUGCAUUAAAGAGACCAAGAGGAGACUAGAAUUGCAAGAAUCCCCUCUGCCUCAAACUAAUAACCUGCCUUCAAUAAAUGAACAUUUCCUUGGUCCCCUCUCCUCGAAAGGAGCAAUUUUGCUCUGGCUCAUUCCCCAACUAAAUGGUAGUGACAGAAUUGGAGUGCUAUCGUGUAAGAGAACCUUAAGCUAUAUUUCCAAAUCAUAGCUUGGGUUUGUCUUUUUGUAUAAGUUUAUAUGUAUAUAGCAGAUCCCCUAAUCUAUUCCCUAUGCAUUUAAAAAUGGCCGCUUGCAGCUUUAUAAGUGGAAGUGGCAAUAAUGAAACUUGCAGUUAUGAGUUAGCUUUCAGAACUUAAUCUGGAGCCAAAUGUAUUUAGAAAGGGACAAUUUUUGAAGAAAUGCACUUUAGUUCUGAAACUGCACUGUUGCCAAGCAAAAUUACUGAAUAUAUAUUAAAAUUUAAAAAUCUGGGCAAGGAGAUACCUUGCACUAGAACAGAUUCAAAUUAAUAAUUAAUAAGGUUAAUAAGAAUUAAUGAGGUUAUAAAACUCUGCACUAUGUUGUGAGUGUUCAUAUGAUUGUUAUCAAGAUCAGUAUAAUGCCAUGGCUGUUAAGUCCUGAAAAAACCAAAAUUGCUUGGAUCAUGUGUCUUUGUGUACAUAUAUAUAUAUAUAUAUAUAUAUAUGUAUGUAUGUAUAUGUAUAUACGUGUAUCAUGUUUAAAUGUCACUAAUGGAAAUUGUGGCAGGGUGAGCAGCAUGUUUCUGUCUACAGAAAAAUAAAAGUGAAUUUGUAAAUAUUA